Messenger RNA from Biomphalaria glabrata, 2977 nucleotides. RefSeq names its product periodic tryptophan protein 2 homolog. The record is from RefSeq and is a predicted model, not a curated record. NCBI's taxonomy places the organism in Eukaryota, Metazoa, Mollusca, Gastropoda, Planorbidae. Gene Ontology annotation, biological process: ribosomal small subunit assembly; maturation of SSU-rRNA from tricistronic rRNA transcript (SSU-rRNA, 5.8S rRNA, LSU-rRNA). Gene Ontology annotation, molecular function: protein binding. Bases 177 to 2909 code for a protein of 910 amino acids. Gene Ontology annotation, cellular component: Pwp2p-containing subcomplex of 90S preribosome; small-subunit processome. The transcript is spliced from 19 exons.
AACGAAUUAUUACCAUGCUUUGUUGACAAACUACAGUAAAGGAGGAUAUUUUUCCAAAAUCCUAGACUAUAGAUCUAAUCUUAUACUAUUUUAGAUGUAGUCUAGAUAUAGAUCUAGCGAAUAGAGUUUAGAUUUAAGAUCUCGAUCUAUACUGGUUAUAGAUUUAUAAUAGAGAAAUGAAAUUUACAUACCAGUUUUCCAACUUACUUGGAUCUGUGUAUAAGAAGGGUAACAUAGUCUUCACACCAGAUGGAAACAGUGUCGUCAGCCCUGUGGGAAACAGAAUAUCUGUUUUUGAUCUGAAAAACAACAAAUCCAGAACUUUGCCGAUAGAGACCAGAGUGAAUAUCACCUGCACAGCACUGUCACCUGACGGAAGAACUGCUAUUGUUGUCACCGAAGAGGGUGAAGGUCAUCUAAUCAGCCUGGUCAGUCAAAGUGUUCUGGGCACUCACCACUUUCACCAUGAGGUGCAUCAAGUCAAGUUUUCUCCAGAUGGAAAAAAGUUUGCUGUCACUAGAGACACAGUUGUACAAGUCUUUCAUGCUCCUGGGAAAACAUGUGAGUUCAACCCCUUUGUUCUGUACAGAACAUUUUCCGGUCAUGUGGAUGAUGUAGUCUCAAUUGAUUGGUCAUCUGAUUCAAGAGUGUUGUGUAGCGGCUCAAGAGACAGAAGAACCCGCGUCAUAGCAGCGCAGAGAUUGAAGAACCUCAAUAUUUAUGAUUUGGGAGGCUUACGAGACACAGUUGUAGGGGCAUUUUUUGAGGAGCGUUCACUAGAUAUCUACAGUGUAGCCAAAGAUGGCUAUGUAUUUGUCUGGAAGUCAGACACACAACUUAAUGACCUUCAGGCCUGGGAGGAAAAAAGCUCAGAGGACAUGGAAGAUGUUGACGACAGUGAGGUCAAGUCACCAAAGAAAAGAAAGAAACAGAAAAACCAAGAGGAGGAAACCGCAGUCUCAAGAAUUUUUUACACAUCUGGAGGAAAGUUUUCUUACAGAGAGGCCCGCAAAGGAUCAGAGUAUGCAGAGUUGACCUCAACGUGUUUCCACAAAUCUUCCCAUGUUUUGAUUUCUGGGUUUUCUGAUGGAACAUUUUUUCUUCACGAGAUGCCAGGAUUCAGUUUAAUACAUUCCCUGAGUAUUUCGGAGCAAAGUGUUGAUUCCAUUGCCAUUAAUAACACUGGUGAUUGGGUGGCGCUAGGCUGUGGUAAACUGGGUCAGCUGCUGGUGUGGGAGUGGCAGUCAGAGUCCUAUGUCCUAAAGCAACAGGGUCAUUUCAACGACAUGACAUGUGUCACAUACUCUCCUGAUGGUCAGAACAUAGUCACUGGGGGAGGAGACGGCAAGGUUAAAGUGUGGAACUCCAUGUCUGGUUUCUGUUUUGUGACCUUCAAUGAGCACACAGGGGAGAUCACUGGAGUCAAGGUCACACAAAAUGGCAGAAGUGUUCUCUCCAGCUCUAUUGAUGGAACUGUUAGAGCCUUUGAUCUUACAAGAUAUCGUAACUACAAGACAUUCACAUCGCCGAAGCCUGACCAGUUCUCCUGUCUGGCAGUGGAUGGAUCCGGGGAAAUAGUCUGUGCUGGAGGAACCAAUGAGUUCUUAAUUUAUGUUUGGACAAUGAAGACUGGACGAUUGUUACAGACUCUAGCCGGUCAUGAAGGUCCAAUUAGUGCCCUCGACUUCAGUCAAUCUGAUUCUGUCUUGGCAAGUGGGUCAUGGGACAAAACUGUCAAGUUCUGGAACAUAUAUGAACAGGGAGGCCGGAGAGAAACAAUAGAACUCAAUUCAGACGUUAUGUCCUUGACCUUCCGUCCUGAUGGUCGAGAGCUAGCUGUGGCGACACUAAAUGCUCAGAUAACUUUCUGGGACACAAACUCGUGUCAACAGAAAGGGGCAGUGGAAGGCAGACAUGACUUGGGCUAUGGGAGAAAAGAAACGGAAAAAAUUUCUGGUAAAACUUCUGCUGAAGGAAAAUCCUUUGAAAGUCUGUGUUACAGCGCAGAUGGGGAGUGUAUCCUAGCAGCAGGAAGGUCCAGGAACGUGUGUAUCUAUUCCAUAGCUGACCAGCUGUUGAUGAAAAAAUUUGUCAUCUCAUGCAAUCAUUCUUUAGAUGGAAUGGAGGAGUUUCUUGACAAGCGGAAAAUGACAGAGUGGGGCAGUCUAGCAUUGGUGGACACUGGUCAGAGUGAUGGAGAUAAGGCCAUAGCACUACCAGGUGUCAAGAAAGGAGAUCACAGCUCUCGCUACUGGAAGCCAGAAGUCAGAGUUUACUCCCUUCAUUUUUCACCCACAGGACGCUCAUGGGUUGCUUGUACCACUGAAGGAUUGUUGGUCUACGCCCUGGAUCACUCUCUGGUCUUUGAUCCCUUUGAGCUGGAGAUCGACAUCACUCCGUCCAGCGUCAGGUCAACAUUGAUGCAAGGGAACUACUCGGCAGCCUUGAUGCUCAGCUUCAAACUGAAUGAAGAGAUUGUCAUUCUUGAAGUCUUGGAGUCCAUACCUGUUUCCAGCGCUGAAAACAUCAUUGAGAACAUACCAGACAUGUAUGUAGAUAAGCUGUUAUCUUUUGUUGGACAAGUAAUAGAGAGCUCCGCACAUCUAGAGUUUUACCUCCACUGGUUAUUGCCCUUAUUGACACGUCAUGGUCCAAAACUGAAAGAGAGGUCGCAGAUGAUCAUGCCCUCACUUAGGACACUGCAGCGAAACUUGACCAGAAAGUAUGAAGAUCUACAGAAAAUUUCUGAUCACAACAAAUAUACUUGUCAAUAUCUCUUGGCCUUGUCCCAGUUGAAGACUAAACUAGCCAAUCAGGAAACAGACACAGCCCACAGUGAAAGUGAAGAAGAAGUACCUUGGCAUGUUGAGAGCUCGGAUGAAAGUAUGGACUACGCCACAUUAGAAUAAAUAUUUUUGAGAUUCAUGUUUAGAAAUAAACUGUGUGUAAAUAUAGAAUCUGUUUCUGUUGUCAUUGG